ACCUAUAUUAGGGGAAAACCAGGGUCCUCGGCAUUUUUUUGCGAGCGGUGCACCCAGAAUCCAAAAAGAUUUUUUUAGCCUAGCCACCCCCAAAGCGAGCCUCAACCCCUUCGUUCCCCUGCCGCCAAGCUCGGGGAUCCCUCCAGUGGCCAGCCUCAGUCCAGGGGGGGCUUCGUUUUGGAGGUCAAUUUCCCAUCGAGAUAAAUCUAUUGGAUUAGCAGGAUUAUCUGAUUGCAGCGGCCAAGAAGUAGCGCUGGGCUGGACCGUGUCUGGGGCUCGCCCGAUGGUCGGCUUUCCAUGAAGCAGCCUGGGGAGGGGGGGGGUCGCAGCCCUGGGGAUCGCUGGUGGAACUGGAGGGGGGGACAGCACGAUCGCUAGGUUUGGGAACUGUCUGGGGUGACUUAGGGGGGCGGGGAGAGGGAGAGAGAUAUUGAGGGAGGGAGAGACCCACACACAGAGACCUAGAGAGAAAGAGAGAGAGACGGCCAGGAAGGGGGGGGGGGAGAGAAGGAGAGAGGAGCCCCGGGUUGCAGCUGCUCCAGCCCCAAUAACGCCUGGAACGCCCGAGCCAGGAGCGCCGCGGGGCCGCCACUGCAAACGCCUACUGAACUGGAUAUCCACCUGCUGCUAACUGGAUUUGAUUGAUCAGAGGGGAAUCUAAAAUAAAUGGCUACUCUCAUUGUACCGCUGCUAUGGAAAAUGGAACACCAGAGGCUAAUGGGACAUAGUUUGAUAAAGAACAUCAAGUAAAGAUGUUUCAAUAAGUAUAAAAUCAAUGGAAGAGCCUUGCUCUUUGCAAAGCAUUUGGAGAUUAUCCUGACAGGCUCUCCUGGAAACCUGAGGAAACUUUCCUUCUUCGGCUGUCUCAUUUUUCACAGGUGGAUACAAAUAUUAUUACUUCCUUGUCAACUCCACACCUCAUGUGGGACCAUGGCCCCGCCAAGAUCCAUGUGGCUGAACUGUGCAUGGAAAGCAGGGAUGGCCCAUUUUGUAUUCCGGGGAUUGGAUGCCACGCUGGCCCUGUGCAUCUUUGGAUGUUUGCUUCAGGCCUCUGCUGUGUCCUCACAAAAGUUGGAUGAUGCUGAUCCACUGGUGACGACCAACUUUGGCAAAAUAAGAGGGAUUAAGAAGGAACUCAAUAAUGAAAUCCUGGGGCCUGUGAUUCAGUUUCUCGGGGUUCCAUAUGCAGCCCCACCCACAGGAGAACGCCGUUUUCAGCCUCCUGAGCCCCCAUCCUCUUGGUCAGACACGAGAAAUGCCACUCAGUUUGCUCCUGUUUGUCCACAGAACAUUAUUGAUGGCAGAUUGCCAGAAGUCAUGCUCCCCGUUUGGUUUACUAAUAAUUUGGAUGUAGUUUCUUCCUACGUACAAGAUCAGAGUGAAGACUGCCUCUAUUUAAAUAUCUAUGUCCCAACAGAGGAUGUAAAAAGAAUAUCCAAGGAAUGUACAAGAAAACCCGGCAAGAAAAUUUGUAGAAAAGGAGGUCCCCUUACAAAGAAACAGACAGAUGAUUUAGGGGAUAAUGACGGAGCUGAAGAUGAAGAUAUUCGGGACAGUGGGGGCCCCAAACCUGUGAUGGUGUACAUUCACGGUGGCUCCUACAUGGAAGGCACAGGGAAUUUGUAUGACGGCAGUGUCCUGGCAAGUUAUGGGAAUGUGAUAGUCAUCACAGUCAACUAUCGGCUGGGGGUACUUGGUUUCUUGAGUACUGGAGAUCAAGCAGCAAAAGGGAAUUAUGGACUCCUUGAUCUAAUACAGGCUCUAAGAUGGACUAGUGAGAAUAUUGGAUUCUUUGGUGGUGACCCUUUGAGAAUCACCGUUUUUGGAUCUGGCGCUGGGGGGUCAUGUGUCAACCUGCUGACUUUAUCCCAUUAUUCUGAAGGUAACCGUUGGAGCAAUUCAACCAAAGGACUCUUUCAACGGGCAAUAGCUCAAAGUGGAACAGCCCUCUCCAGCUGGGCUGUUAGCUUCCAGCCUGCAAAAUAUGCCAGGAUGUUGGCUACAAAAGUUGGCUGCAACAUGUCUGAUACUGUAGAGCUAGUUGAAUGUCUACAGAAGAAGCCUUAUAAAGAACUUAUUGACCAAGAUAUCCAACCAGCUCGAUACCACAUAGCCUUUGGACCAGUAAUUGAUGGUGACGUAAUACCAGAUGACCCUCAGAUAUUGAUGGAACAAGGGGAAUUUCUCAACUAUGAUAUCAUGUUAGGUGUUAACCAAGGGGAAGGGUUAAAAUUUGUUGAAAAUAUAGUAGAUAGUGAAGAUGGGAUUUCAGCUAGUGAUUUUGACUUUGCUGUCUCCAAUUUUGUGGAUAAUUUAUAUGGAUAUCCUGAAGGCAAAGACGUUUUGAGGGAAACAAUUAAAUUUAUGUAUACAGACUGGGCAGACCGACAUAAUCCUGAGACUAGACGCAAAACCCUAUUGGCUUUAUUUACUGAUCAUCAGUGGGUGGCACCAGCAGUGGCUACAGCAGACCUUCAUUCAAACUUUGGUUCACCUACAUAUUUCUAUGCCUUCUACCAUCAUUGCCAAACAGAUCAAGUCCCAGCUUGGGCUGAUGCAGCUCAUGGAGAUGAGGUUCCUUAUGUGUUGGGAAUCCCCAUGAUUGGUCCGACAGAGUUAUUCCCUUGUAAUUUCUCUAAAAAUGAUGUGAUGCUGAGUGCAGUAGUGAUGACUUAUUGGACAAAUUUUGCUAAAACUGGUGAUCCAAAUCAACCAGUUCCUCAAGACACAAAAUUUAUCCACACAAAACCCAACCGUUUUGAAGAAGUAGCAUGGACCAGAUAUUCACAGAAAGAUCAACUCUAUCUCCAUAUUGGAUUAAAACCAAGAGUAAAAGAGCAUUACAGGGCCAAUAAGGUGAACCUUUGGCUGGAGCUGGUACCUCAUCUGCACAAUCUUAAUGACAUUUCUCAGUAUACCUCUACUACAACUAAAGUGCCCUCAACUGAUAUUACCUUCAGGCCAACAAGGAAAAAUUCUGUACCCGUCACGUCAGCCUUUCCUACCGUCAAGCAAGAUGAUCCCAAGCAGCCACCAAGUCCAUUUUCUGUUGAUCAACGGGACUACUCCACUGAGUUGAGCGUGACCAUCGCAGUUGGGGCAUCUUUGCUAUUUCUGAACAUCUUGGCUUUUGCCGCUCUCUACUACAAGAAGGAUAAGAGGAGACAUGAUGUUCAUAGGAGAUGUAGCCCCCAACGUACAACAACCAAUGACCUCACCCACGCACAAGAAGAGGAAAUAAUGUCCCUCCAAAUGAAGCACACAGACUUGGAUCAUGAAUGUGAGUCUAUCCAUCCACAUGAGGUGGUUCUCCGGACCGCCUGUCCCCCAGACUACACACUAGCUAUGAGGAGGUCUCCUGACGAUGUUCCCUUAAUGACCCCUAACACCAUUACAAUGAUACCCAACACCAUACCAGGAAUCCAGCCCUUACACACGUUCAAUACAUUUACUGGAGGACAGAACAAUACUCUGCCCCAUCCCCACCCCCACCCCCACUCACAUUCAACAACCAGGGUAUAGCCAGACAAGAUGAAACAAACUCUAUUUUUUGACGGAUUACAGUAAGCAAUUACUGGGGAUUGCUUGGCUUUCAACCUACAAAGACUCACUAUUUAAAUAAGGAGGAAUAUUAUGUGAAUAUACAUAUCAAGAACUUUUGAGGUUUUGAAAAAAAAUGAAUUGUAUAUAGUUACACAAAUGAACUUAAAAACUGAUCUCGAUUGCUUGAAGCAGUUGUUCUGAAUGAUACUUUUUCAUUCGCAUUCAAGUAUUAAUUUUUUGAAGAUUUAAGUUACAUAAUGGAAUUAGGCAUGUGCAACACCAAACAGGAAAGAACUAAGACUGAAAUUUAAAGAACAAAAAAAAUCUAUAAAUAUGCACAAGGGACACACUAAUGGAAUGUCAGAUAAUUUUCACCAGUUUUUAUUUGGAACUGUUUUCUUGUGUAGUCCAUAUUUACUUAUUUGGAUAAGUAUACAAAACACCAGUGCUGUUAACGGCCUUAGUAGAGCAAGGCUCAUGCUGAAACCUGCUGGUCAAACAGCAAAGUGAAGCCUGGCAGGGUCAACAUUUUCACAUAAGUGCUGUCAGUAUAAAUUGGUGGGGGAUCAAGGAAACUGGGGAUUUUUAGCACGACGUGCAUGAUCAUUGAUAUGCUUGGUGGCUGUGCUGCUGAUUAAGCUGCAAUUAAAAUUCUUCUCAUCCCAUUGGAAUUUUUUCAUAGAAGCUUCCUCCAUCAAUUGGCAGAAUCCAAAGAAGAUUUGUAAGGGGGCAGAAGUUAUUGCAAUAGAAUAAUUUAGAGUAGCUUCAGGAAUAAAAGGUGAUAGUUAUGAAAGGUAGCUGAUGAAACUAUAGGGAUAGGGGUGAACACUCACUGAUAUGAAUUCCAGAGAAAAAACAAACAACUUUCUGUAUUUUUAAUGUUCUUUUAUGUUUUCAUCUAAAUAAUUUAUAGAAAUAUUACCCAAAUGGGACUUGUGUUGAAGGAUUUAUAAUUUGCCGUGCUUUGGUUAAAACUGUAUUUCGUUCCUCUUGGUAAGGUGAAGUGUGUCCAAAGAUUUAUUUACAAUGGUAUUUUAUGAUAUAAGGAUGCCCCAAUAUUGCCACUCUGAUUACAGCUCUCAAUUCUUGAUUUACUCAUGUUGCAUGACAAAAUGUUUACUAAUACUAUUUCGAUAAAAAGUCACAUCCCUUUUCACAUUUCAUAUCGUUAUCACUGAAGUCCAUUCACCAGAAUUUGCUGAUGAGAUCUCUAGCUAGCAUCCAGUGUAGGUAGAGAGGUUAGAAGAGGAGAGUCACCCAAACUGGAGGGUUUUAGUCAUUCCUGUAUGUGUGAUUUUCAGCGAUUCUUCCAAGAUAACAGGAAACUCUCCAUCCCCCCCCCCCCCCGCCCCCCCCCCCGUUGUUUACUGGUACCAAUAUAUCACAGACCUUUCCAAAUGUUUGUAUAUGUAAUCAGAUGUACAUUUAUAUUAAAAGAAAAAAAAAACCGAGAUGGACUUAAGAGCACAUCCCUGAUAAAUACUUUCUCUCUGACCUGUACUAUAUUUCUAUUAGACUAAAGUUAUGUGAUUUUUUUUUACAUUUUUUCAGAUUACUAGCAAUUUUGAUAGUUUGUAAGAUAAUGCAAAGAACUUUCUCUGACAAACUAACUGCAGUAACAGAAACAUUUCUUUUUCAGUUACUCUUUUUCAAGAAUGAAAGCUUAUUACACACACACACACACACAAAUUGUAUACUACUUAAUGGAAAUUACUUUGUACUUCUUGGCCAUGUUCCUGGUCACUGAGUGAAAUAAAGAUAAUCUGGAUAAUGAUUAUUAUUCCAAUGCUAAGAGACCUGAAUCUUUGCUCAUUAAAGAGCUAAAAUGUUCCUCGCUGUUUUGUCAUUUUUUUAAAAAAAACAAUAACAAAAGUAACCAUGACAGCUUAAUGAGUCAUCUCUCUGGACCAGUCAGAUUUCUGAAGACCACCAUAUGACUUCAACAAAUUAAUUCAAUUCCACAAAUAUUUAGUGACUGCUUCCUGUGUAUAAGAAAGACCCUGGGUUGGGUGCUGGGUAUGGAAAAGCUGAAAUAAAAUGGUCCUUACCCUCCAAUGACUCACAUUGUCCUACAGGAGAUGCAAUAUAUCAAGAAAUGCAUAAAUAUCAAAUACUUGCAAUGUAAUACAAAGUCACUGCAAGGGGGAGAAGGUGUUAGUCACUGGGAGAGGGGCAUCAGGAAAGGUCUCUUGGAAGAGGUGGCAUGCAAACUGUGCUUUAGAACAAAGAAUUCUAAUAAGGUAUAGGUGAGGAAGGAAGGCAUACCAGAUGAUGGGAGAUAUCCUGGGAGACCAGGUACACUGAAUACAGUUCCUCAUAAAAAGCUUAUGGUGAUGAAUGUAUCACCCUCAGAAAGCAUCCGUGGCAUGGGUCUUCUAUUGUUCAGAUCUAUGUUAUCGAAACGAGCUAAUGCAUUCCUAACUAGAAAUAUGAUGAAAUAAAGGUUCCAUUUUUGGUCAUCUGGGAAGAGGCUGAAUGGAAAUAAAUGGCCUCUGUUUUACGGAAUGGAAAUGUCCUGGUUCAUAAUAGGAGGGCAAUUAAACUUUCAUGUAAUAAUGGAUCGAAAGUUACCCUCCCAAGAGGAUCCAUGAGUACUGAGAAAACCAUUACAACUGACACUAAAAGAUAAAGCCCACCAUUUUGCACACUUCUUUUGGUUUAAUGCUUUCUCAACCACCACCGCCACCCCCCAAAAAGUGUAUGAACCAUUAGGACUUUGUGUGUACAUGGUUUCCUAAUUUUAAAUAAAUGUUUCCAGUAGCAGUGUCAAAUGAAAAACUGUCUUCAAAAUCCAGAGUGGUCCCUAUGCAGUGAUUGCCAUAUGUGAUUGUGCAUUUAGACUGUGAACUAUCAUUGUGAACAGUCAAGAGAAUUGCUUGCCAUCAGAAAUACUGAUUCAUAGGAAGAAUGCAUUUUUUUUCUAUUUUCAUUAUACAAAAAAAUAAAAAUGAAUGCAAACUUUGAAGACAUAAAAUGAGAUCUUAGUAAAUAAAUAUGAUUUUCGUGGGGAGGUUUUUGUAACUUUGGCAGAAUCAAAAUCAUGUUCUGUUAUCUUUUAAUGGUGACCAUAUAUCCAUGUCUCAUAAUCGACCUACUGUUAAUCUCUAUAUAUUUAUGUACCAUGUCAGAUACCUGUUUUACUUCUCUUAUUAUGGAAAGAAAUGGUUUAGAAUAACAAAGCAUGAUUCUACAGUUUUCUUCUUUAGAAUAUUUUUUUUAUUUCUGUUGCCCUGAAGUAUCAUGAUUAUGCAAGAUAAAGACGGCAAAAUUUGGCAAUUGUUUUUAAAAAUCCACAUGUUGCAGAUAUGGUAAAUAAGACUGCAGCUGCUUGGUUAUACUGACAGCCAUGAGUUUUCUGCCAGUAAAAUGGUGUUCUGACUAAACAGAACAUUAAAAAUGUUUUUAAAGUUGAAACACAAAUAGGAGAGUAAGGCAUAUUUUGAAUACUUUUCUUUAAUAUUCAAAUGAAUUGGUGUUAUCAAUGAUAAAGUUACUUCCUCCAAUGAAACAGAUUGGAAUAAGUUAUUAUACUUUAAUUCAUUUAAUAAUAAUUUUCGUUUAAAACAUUGUUUAGAUUUGUUUCUUUUUUAAAAAGCAGUACAACAUGAGCAGCCAAAUAAUGUACUUAAUAUCUUAUUGAACUUAUGACCUUGAUCUGUGUUUUUCCCCUGCUCCAUGGGAUCUAGACUUUGAAAGAUCCUGGGAAGCCAUGGAGACCCACCCUUCCAUUAAUGAGGAAACUGAGGCCAGGAGAAUCUAAGUGGCUUGACUAGAAUCAUAUAGAUACUAAAUAUUUGGGGCAGGAUGUGAACACAGGUCUUCCUGAAUAAAAGUACAUCUAAUCAGUCAAAAAGCAUUUAUUAAGAGCUUACUAUGUGCCAGGCAUUCUGCAAAACCUGGGUUGUGUACCUCUCUAUCCAUUGUUCUCUGCUGCCUCUCAAUGAGAUUCAAGUACAAUUGAGCAGGACUAUUUAGAAAUAAAGUUCAAAAUUUAUAAGUCAAGUAAAAUAUUUCUUUCAUUUCCAUUUUUCUUUAUUAUGUCCAUUUCUUUUCCAAAAUAUGUCAGAAGAUUUUGAGGAUUGUUUUGGAAUGUUCAGGUGGGAAUAGGAAAAAAAAUUUUUUUGCUUGCUUUAGCUUUUGCUAAAUAUGCUAAUGAUUCAAAGUCUAGUUUCAAGUAGCUCUGAUCCUGAAACAGUGGUUAGCAUAUAGUUUCAACUGGUCCUUUGGAUUCAAAAACAUUAAAAUACCUGAUGCAUAACUUGUAGAGUCUGAACUAGCAAUUCAGGGUUGGGAAUCUGAGUAAAACCAUGAUUUUCAACUCAUUCCUGGUUGUAAAUGUCCAGGCUAGAUCUAAUAUUCUAGUCAUGUGUUUUAAGUGGCACAUUUUGAAGUUAGCUGCAGAACAAGGAACUAAGCCAUCUAUAUGUCAUACCUUUCCUAUAGGUAAGCAUGAUGGGAUCAUUUUAUGCUCUAUAAAGCCUUACUUCUCCAAUGUUUCCUCUUUUAAUGAGUGCAUCAUUUAUAUUUAUGCCAAUAUGAAGAAUGGUAUUCCUGAGCAAGUUAAAAGAACCAGAAGAUGUUAUCAAUGUUUCGGAUCUUUAAAUACAGCACUGUGUAGGAAUUACUGGAACUCUUUACCUUGACGAGUUUCACUGAAAUAUUUUUAGAGGCAACAUGGCCAGAGGAAUUCAUAGGAAGCUGUCAGCCAUCAUGACAGUUCUUUGAUGUUUGUAAUUUUGUUUUCUUAUGUGCUAUUAGUUCAAAGUAUUGGCCUUCUCCUCCUUUUCCAGUAAUUAGUUGUUAUAGGCUAUCACUUUUUAAUGUAAGCGAAAAUUAGAUAAUUUGGUGAUACUUGUGAAAACAUGCUCCCAAAUAAAUUCAAUUUAUGGGUACUUCCCUGCUGAGAUUUUGUUAUCAUUCAUCUAAUUAUCUUGUCAAGCUCGCCCUUGUGACAAUUGUUUGGGUUUUUUUAGUCAGUAAACUGAGAGACUUUCUCCAACAACUUCCUUUGCACUUGACAUAAUAGCAGUGCAUGCUUCACAUGCCCAUCUUGAGGUCUCAUCAAAAGUUCCCAAUUGAUAUAAAAUCGACAGUGGCCCCCUCUUGGUCCCUGUUCCUAAGCAUUCUGAUUUGAUUUCAUCCUGGACCUUUAGCUGGAUUUAUAAGCAGGCCAGAAAUUAGCUUCAAUUGACAAGGUAUUUUUUAAAGGGCUGCAUAGAUGAUAGAAUUGACUAUCCAACCUCCUGCUGUGCAUAAGUGCCUUUUUCCUGGGUUUUGUUUAUACUACUGUAGAAUUGAUUUCGUAUUUGCAAAUGCUAUGGAAAUCCAAUUUAGAACGAUGCUUAGAGGAUAACAGUUUUGUAAAGAGCCAAUAAUGUGAGGUGAAUUCUUUUUUAGAAAGGUUUUUCCCCCAUUUAAUUCCUCUUGAUUUAAUGGCAAACAAACCCAGAUCCAUGCUAUUAAAUAGACUAUAUGGUGUUUGGGUAGUUUUGCUUUGUUGUUUUUUAUUCCUCCCGCCCCUACCACCCUUUUAUUUUUGUGUGGCAACUACAGGGUUCUUUCUCCCGCUUCCACUGAAAAGCAACAGAGAUAACUGAUCUGUACACAACAAAGCUGGGAAUGUAGAACCUUUUUUAUAAACAAAUUUUAACUGAUAGUCAACCAUUAUGAAGGUCUAAUCUAAACUACAAGGGAAAUGUUUAAUUUGAUGAGAUGAUAUUUGUUUUUCAGCUCUUUAAGGAGUAAAACAAAAUCAUGGGCUUCCCAGCCCCAUGUAUUUCCCAGAAAAUAUUCCACGUUUCCAUUUCAGGUUACUGACAAAACCCUAGUCCAGCAUUUGAGACCAUUGGAGCCAAAAUACUGGAUUUUUCUGUAUGGAAAUGAAUCGUAGUCAUUAAAGCUUUAAAGGAUAUUUAUACGUACUGUAACAACAAAAAAAAAUCAGCAGAUUAAACUAAUACUAAGGGAGCAUUUACUAAAUGCCUUUGGCAGAGUUGAAAUCUAUGUUACACAGUGUGUUUAAUGGGAUUGUUAGUGUCCUUGAUGCCUCAUUUCCACCAACCAGAAAAGAACAAAGCAUAUGUCAUGAUUUUUUUUUGUAAAAAAUUUUCUAAAAAAUAAAUAUAUAAAAAUGUG
Dromiciops gliroides (monito del monte) is the source of this 9678-nucleotide messenger RNA. RefSeq names its product neuroligin 1 (gene NLGN1). Gene Ontology annotation, cellular component: cell surface; postsynaptic specialization membrane; synapse. Bases 931 to 3522 code for a protein of 863 amino acids. The transcript has 8 exons. NCBI's taxonomy places the organism in Eukaryota, Metazoa, Chordata, Mammalia, Microbiotheria, Microbiotheriidae. Gene Ontology annotation, molecular function: signaling receptor activity; neurexin family protein binding. The record is from RefSeq and is a predicted model, not a curated record. Gene Ontology annotation, biological process: postsynaptic membrane assembly; synaptic vesicle endocytosis; chemical synaptic transmission.